AUGGGCUCGGAUGACGCCUCUGACCGCCGACCCCUGCGGCUCGCCAUUCUCGAAUGCGACACACCCCAGCCGCAGACCCGUCAUCGGUUCGGCGGCUACGCGGGCGUGUUCAAAGCCCUCCUCGCCAGCGCCGCCCAAACCCUCUCUCCGCCCCGGGACCUCGACGCCAUCCUCACCACGUCUGCCCACGACGUCGUCAACGACUUGCGCUCCUACCCGGACCUGGACAAUGUCGAUGCCCUCCUGCUGACGGGCUCGCGGCACACCGCGUUCGACAACGAUCCCUGGAUCUUGAGGCUCGUCGACUUCACCAGGCGCGCCAUACAAUCCGGGCGGGUGAGGGUUGUCGGCGUCUGCUUCGGCCACCAGAUCGUGGGACGGGCUGUCGGCGCGGGCGUCGGCAAGAGCGACAAGGGCUGGGAGAUUGCCGUUACCGAGGUCGACCUGACCGACAAGGGCAAGGAGCUUUUUGGCCUGGACAAGCUGCGCAUUCACCAAAUGCACCGCGACGUCGUGCAAACCUUCCCGUCCGAUGCCAUCCCCCUCGGCUCCAACGCCUUUUGUCCCGUCCAGGCCAUGUACCUCCCAGGCAGAUACCUUACCGUCCAGGGCCACCCCGAGUUUACGGAAGAAAUCAUUUCGGAAAUCCUGUUUAAUCGACAUACGGUCGGCGUCUUCUCCGACCAAGUAUACACUGAAGGCAUGAAGCGUGCGCCCAUCCCGCACGAUGGAGUAGCCGUUGGCAAAGCAUUUUUGAAAUUUAUCCGCCAGGAAUGA
This is a messenger RNA of Ustilaginoidea virens, 777 nucleotides long. RefSeq lists its product as uncharacterized. Gene Ontology annotation, cellular component: cytosol; nucleus. The transcript is spliced from 2 exons. Lineage: Eukaryota; Fungi; Ascomycota; Sordariomycetes; Hypocreales; Clavicipitaceae. Bases 1 to 777 code for a protein of 258 amino acids. The record is from RefSeq and is a predicted model, not a curated record.